Messenger RNA from Penicillium paradoxum, 1248 nucleotides. RefSeq lists its product as uncharacterized. The coding region runs from base 1 to 1248 and encodes 415 amino acids. The record is from RefSeq and is a predicted model, not a curated record. The transcript has 4 exons. Lineage: Eukaryota; Fungi; Ascomycota; Eurotiomycetes; Eurotiales; Aspergillaceae.
AUGUUACGGUCUCUCAUGGCUCUCGUUGCCAAUUCCAGACGAGUACCAGGGAUGGACCCCGCCUUGUCUCUUGUGCAGGCCCUGACGGAUGAAGAAAUACAGCAGUACCAAGCUAAUGCUACGACCCCGGGUGCUUCGAGCAUCAUUGAAUUUGUUACAAUAAUCGAUGAAAGCAAAUCCAAGACGACCAUGAGAUGCAUGGGGUCUCGAUUAUGCACAUUCUUGGAUAAGACGCAGCAGUUCGUUGGCGUCGCCGAUACUUUUGUCAGCUCUAAUCCUACAAUCGUCACUCUGGUGUGGGGGAGUGUAAAGAUGGCCAUCUUAACGGCGAACAAAGUGGCUUCUUAUUUCGAAAGAGUCACUGGCCUGAUUAUGUCGAUUGGCAAGCUUUGUCCAAGUUAUGAAAAGUUCGGUGGUCUCUGCCCGGGAUGCAUAGAGCUCCAAAAUGAGCUGUGCGACUUAUAUGCGAUUAUUAUUCGCAUUCCUUUCGAUAGCGACUUUAGGUCUUUUCUUGAGCUUUUGGAAAAAUCAGAGCAAAAUGUCGCCCGCCAGAUACAACUUGCUUCACAAAAAGCCAAUCAGGACGCAAUCGAAUUGCAGAAGUUUGAUAGCAAAAAGAACGCGCGAUUCUGUCUCGACUUCUACAGGGCGAACAAGAAACACUAUGACGAAGCGAAUGAGUGGCGUAUUGCUAAGUUGGAAAGAGAUUCCGUGAGAUUGCGGUCCCGCAUUCGGAAGAAUCUCUCUUCAACCGAUCACUUAACACCAUGGAAACAGGCGAUUCAAGAGCGAGCUCCAGAAUCUGGCAAGGUUAUCUGUCUCAUUAUCGAUGGGCUAGACGAGUGUGACGAGAAAGAAUGCGAUCAAGUUACCCUGAGUCUCACGCGCCUUCGCCAAUGCGACACUUGCACCAUGAAAAUCUUCAUCGCAAGCCGGCCCGAUAUCGAAGAACGGCUUUUUAGUGCGGGAAACCCACGAUAUAAGAUCUCGGUAACUGAAGAAAUGGUCAAACCCGACAUGAAAAUCUACAUCGAAGCAAUGCUGAGUCGCAUGUUGGAACAAGGGAAGCUGAAGCUGAGAGAUGAGAGGCUCAUAGCCACAAUAUCACAAGCUUUACGGGAUGGAGCGGAUGGAAUGAUUCUGUGGACCCGUCUCUUUAUUGAAGAGCUCUGCGCACACGGAAGUGAUAAUAAGAUUUCCGAAGCCUUAACUCAACUGCCUCGGAGUCUCGCUGAGCUUUAUGAUUAG